Messenger RNA from Prunus armeniaca (apricot), 912 nucleotides. Lineage: Eukaryota; Viridiplantae; Streptophyta; Magnoliopsida; Rosales; Rosaceae. The record is from the annotation of a GenBank genome assembly.
AUGAAUGGUGCUUCUGCAUCUAGUAGCUUAAGGGCAGCUUUCUCAUACUGUGUGCAGCAAGUCCGUAGUUAUGAUUACCAUAACUACCUUUGCCUCCUUGAACUCCCCCCUAACAUGCGAAAGGUUGCAUUUGCAGUCCGUGCCUUAAAUGUUGAAACAGCUCGUGCUAUGGAUGUUGCUUCUGAUCCGAGGAUUGGUCUUAUGCGCCUCGUCUGGUGGCAAGAAGCCAUAGACAAAAUCUAUGCCAACAAGUUAAUUGAGCACCCAACAGCACAAGCCCUGUUGUCAGUGGUACAUGAGAACAAAAUUAGCAAGGUAUGGCUGAAACGGUCUGUAGAAGCUCGGAUCAGUGAUGCAAGAAAGGAGGUUGGUGACACCCCAGAAAAAAUUGAAGAAUUGGAGAGAUAUGCGGAAGAUACUGUAUCAACUCUUCUUUACAUGACACUUCAAGCUGGUGGUAUCAGGUCCACUGCAGCCGAUCAUGCAGCAUCACAUAUUGGUAAAGCAAGUGGUCUUCUUUUGCUGAUUAAGUCAUUGCCAUAUCAUGGUAGUCGAAACCGCCAUUUUUCUUAUAUACCAACCGAAGUGGCAGCCAAGCAUGGAUUGCUGGUUAAGCAUGGAGGUCAAUCAGAGAUUCAUUUGGAUUCUCGUGAGGGCUUAUGUGAAGCGGUUUUUGAGAUGGCAUCAGUUGCUAAUGUCCAUUUGCAGAAGGCUCGUGACUUAGCUGGUACAGUACCUGUAGAGGCUCUCCCAGUGCUGCUGCCAGCCGUGCCUGCCCAGGUUCUACUGGACUCUUUGAGCCGAGUGAAUUUUGAUGUGUUUGAUCCAAGGUUAGCGCGAGGGAUUCUUGGUAUUCCUCCUUUGUGGUAUCAGUUGAAAUUGAAGUGGCAUUCAUGGAGGGAAAAAUACUGA